CUCCUCCCCAUCCACACUCUCUUUCUCAAUCCCAUCGACCAAAGCAGCAGCUGGCUUUGCAUAUCACAACAACAACCCCUCCAUUUGUCUCACCAUCACUUCUUCGUCCUUUUGGCACAAUUCCGCACUCUAUUUUCCGUCCACACCACCACCCACCCUCAAGCCCUUGCCCAGUGUCGUCACUUGGCAGACCUUGGCCACCCAUCUCCCAGAUCAUGUCCAGCCUGUCAUCCUCAGCGGCCCCGGCCGGCGGCGAUGGCCCAACUCGCCUCCCUUCCAUUUCGCGGGCCGGUCGCCGAUCCUCUCAAUCUGCAUCGGGUACUGGUGUCGUUCGACGACCUUCACGAGCUACGCACCCCCCAGUUGUGCCCUCCAAGCCCCUUACCCAUCAUGAGGCGCUGGAAGCACUCCGUGCGUUCCUCAAAGAGCGUUCAUCAUAUGACGUCUUCCCUGUCAGCUUUCGUUUGAUUGUCCUGGACAGUCAACUGAAGGUCAAGAAGGCCCUCGACGUCAUGUUACUUUACGGUGUCGUGUCUGCACCUCUGUGGAACACGACCAGCGCGACCUUUGCUGGCAUGUUCACGGUCCAAGAUGUCAUUCAUCUCAUCCAGUUCUACUACCAUACCUCGAGUUGGGAAGGAGCAACUGCCGAUGUGGAGCAGUUCAGGCUGCAGAGCCUCAGAGACAUUGAACGCGAACUGCACGUUCCCCCUCCACCCCUGCUCUCCAUUCAUCCCCUCCAACCCCUAAUCGAUGCCUGCAAGUUCUUGAUUCAGACACAUGCCCGUCGUCUCCCCUUGAUAGACAAGGACUCCCAGACAGGCGGUGAGGUGGUGAUCAGUGUCUUGACCCAGUACCGAGUGCUCAAGUUCAUUGCCAUGAACUGUCGUGAUAUCACUCAGUACUUGACAGCCGGUGUCCAAGAGCUGGGCAUUGGAACCUACGUCAAGGACCCAACUCCAGAGAACCCGUUCCACCCCAUUGCGACUGCUACGCUUCAGACCACCGUCUUUGACGUCGUUCACAUGUUCUCCGAGCUGGGAAUCAGUGCCGUUCCCAUUGUUGAUGAUGAAGGAAAGGUGGUCAACCUUUACGAGACUGUGGACGUUAUUACCCUCGUGCGGCUUGGCGCGUAUCAGUCCUUGGACUUUACGAUUGCCCAGGCGCUUAAGCAGCGUGCGCUGGACUUCCCGGGCGUUGUAACAUGCCAUCCCAAGGAUUCGCUGGGCGCCGUGUUCUCGUUGAUCAAGAUUCGACGUGUCCAUCGCUUAGUCGUCGUCGCUGGCGCCGACGACCCCCAGCCCGGUCGCUUGGUUGGCGUGAUCAGCUUGAGCGACAUUAUGAGGCACCUCAUUAACGAUGGUGUUCUUCCUCAGCACAUGCCAGCACCUGACGAGGUGGCCGAGUCGGCCAUUGAGGAGGACAGCUGAGGAUGCUUAUACAGUAGAUUGUUGCCUAGACGUGAACCGUGUAACCUGCUUUCUGUACCAUGC
This is a messenger RNA of Vanrija pseudolonga, 1493 nucleotides long. It is a transcript of the gene cbs2, whose product is annotated as 5'-AMP-activated protein kinase subunit gamma. Gene Ontology annotation, molecular function: protein kinase regulator activity; AMP binding; protein kinase binding. The record is from RefSeq and is a predicted model, not a curated record. Gene Ontology annotation, cellular component: nucleotide-activated protein kinase complex; cytoplasm; nucleus. Bases 216 to 1430 code for a protein of 404 amino acids. NCBI's taxonomy places the organism in Eukaryota, Fungi, Basidiomycota, Tremellomycetes, Trichosporonales, Trichosporonaceae. The transcript is spliced from 6 exons. Gene Ontology annotation, biological process: regulation of catalytic activity; protein phosphorylation.